Cyprinodon variegatus (sheepshead minnow) is the source of this 2148-nucleotide messenger RNA. It is a transcript of the gene fam89a, whose product is annotated as family with sequence similarity 89 member A. Bases 149 to 694 code for a protein of 181 amino acids. The record is from RefSeq and is a predicted model, not a curated record. The transcript is spliced from 2 exons. NCBI's taxonomy places the organism in Eukaryota, Metazoa, Chordata, Actinopteri, Cyprinodontiformes, Cyprinodontidae.
GCCUCGGGCAGAGAAAGCCACGACUGUUGCUUGGUGUGUUCAGCUCAGCAGACGGCUGCGCCCUCUCUGUGUCUGUAGGCUUUAACAACUGACCAUUCAGGACCUGCGUUUAUUAGCAGCCCGUCCUCACUCGGCGACACUCGGAAACAUGAAUGGAAAGUCCGCUAACGGUACGCUGGGAGGAAUGGCCUGUAUCGAGGGUCUACCGCCGCUGCCGAAGAGCCUCAGCGGGCUGCUGAACUCGAGCGGCGGCUCGUGGAGAGAAAUGGAGAGGAUGUACGUGAAGAAAACCAUGAUCCAGGACGACCUGAGCCGAGGCAGGAACAACACCGACAGCCUCCUGGCCAGCAAGCCUGCCAACCUGGACGCUGCUCUGGCUCUCCUGCGGAAAGAGAUGGUAGGGCUGCGCCAACAGGACAUGUCCCUGCUGUGCCAGCUGUGGUCGCUCCACGAGUCCAUCCAGGAGUACAAGGGCAGCUGCCACGACCUGAGCGCCGCCUCCAGCCUCAGCAUGAUGGAGAACGGCUACUUCGACGAGGAUGAUGAAUACUACGCAGAGCCGGGCUCCACUCCCACCGGGGAGCAUCCGGACGGGGAGGUCGGGGACGGCAGCUCAGCGAUGGCCGCGGCCAAGAACGGGAACCUCAGCAGCGGCAAAGAGGACAGCUGGGACUCCUUUCGCGUUGCCAUCUGAGGCCUGCAUUCAUUUUUUUUUUUGCAGACGGAUCCAUGUUUUGAGCCAAGCUGUGAGAAGGGAGUGGCUGGUUGGUGUUUCACAUUAAAGCAACAGAAGAAGAAAGAUCUCAUCCUAACUCCUCAGGUGAAACAAACAUCUGUCUUUGCUGGAAGAUGAUUUUUUUUCUUUUUUUUUUUAUUAGUUUCAUCAGGAUUUAGAGAUGAGAAAACCUAGACUUAAUAUUAUGUGCUGCUCUUUACUCAGCCAGUCACUCUUCUUUUUUUCUUUUUUCUUUUGCAUAAUCAACAUAUAUGGACAAAGUUUUAUUAUUUAUUACAUAAUAUAAAUAACAAAGUAUUCUUUUCCUUUUUAAUCUCAUUGAACAUUUUGUACAAAAGGUACAAACAGAAAGGUUGGAAAUACCUGAACUUUGGACGUUAAACCGGUAGGUUGAGAUGUUUUUAAGAUAUUUGGGUCUCGCUGCAGGAAGAGGAGCUAGUUGGACUGACAAAAACUGUAACAUUUAUCCCCAUAAAUCUAAAGAAAAACGGGUUAAGUGUUGCUAGUUAACAGCAGAGCAGAACUGGUUUACUACACAGGGAGUAAACCUUCAUCGUUUAGGAGGAGCAUAUCUGCCCUGCAAGUCCUACCUGUCUCACUGGAAACAUGGAACACCUGAAAGGAGGGGAAAUCAUCUGAGUGGCUGGUUUAUGAUCAGAGUUAGAAACAGUUUAGUUAUAAACAGCCUUUAUUGAGCAGAAUCAGGAAUCAUAAAGAAAGUUUUCUGUUCUUAAACUUGUUUUUUUAUUGUUUUAUUCAUAUACAAGCUGCACGUAUAUCUGAAAUGGGACAUUUAUAGGGAAAACAGGAGCAGAAUUUGCAGGAAUAAACUUCCCAUUGUGGCCUUUAUGCUCUGCUGCAAGCAUAUUCAAACAGCUGCAGCUUAAACCCCAACUUGUUUGGGUUCUGCCACAGAUAAUCUAAGCAGAAUCCUCUCUGCUGAUGCAGCUCUGCAGCAUUUCUGCAUUCUUUAAGGGGUCCGGUUUAGAUUUAACAACCUCUGCUUCCUUCACACACUGUAGCAGAUGGGACGUACUGUUGAUUUAUAAGAAGUUCUGCACACAGAGCAGAAAACCAGCCUUAUUUCUGAUGUAAAUGUAAUCUUUUGCUUUUAGUCUUUCAUUUCCAAUGAUUUUUUUGUCAGUUUCUGCAGCAAAGCGUCCAUCAGAACCUGUAGCGCGUGGCGCCAUACCUCUGUAGCAGCUCUUUUUCCAGGUCAGGCGGCUGAUUUCUCAACUCGCCAUCAUGUCUGUCACAAACCAAAGGCGCUCAUAAACUCAGCAUUGUUUUUGGUUAAAGGUGCUGAUAGGAAAUAUAUGAAUGAUUUGUAUCCAAGGAAUGUUUUUAAGAAAAACCAAGGCUUCAAAUAGGCCGGUUUUCUCCAUUAUGUCUGCAGAUGCACAACGUUUUCA